This is a messenger RNA of Symbiodinium necroappetens, 1143 nucleotides long. The record is from the annotation of a GenBank genome assembly. NCBI's taxonomy places the organism in Eukaryota, Dinophyceae, Suessiales, Symbiodiniaceae.
AUGGCUCCUGCGCCGCGGCCUCAGAGGGAGAGGUGGAGGGAGGAGAGACAACUGCCGGCUUCAGAGUGCAGGGAGGACCCGGAGACGUGCCUCCGGCGAGGAGUGCUGGUGCGCAUUCGCGGCCUCCAAAGCCCGGAAGGCUCCCGGCUCAACGGGCAGCUGGGGCGAUGCGCCCGUUUUGAUGAAAAGACGGGGCGCUGGGGAGUGAUCCUCGGGGACGGUCAGACGAAGGCCCUCAGAGCCGACAACAUAUUCUCCUUCGAUGAGUACUUGAAGGUGGCUCACGAAGGGCGGACGCCCGUGGAUAUUGGACCCUUCAUGAACGAUUUCUUGACAAACCCCAAGUAUGAUGCGCCGGCAGGGGCGGCUGGCUACAAGAGUCGAGCAGGGCUUUCACCACAAGAGCGGCUUCAACAGUCGUAUGACAAGGCCCAGCGUGAAGGUCGAAGAGCAAGCCCUCGAUUGAGCAGAGACGAGGAAAAGUCUGGGAAAUUCUCGCCUUUUCUCGUAAAGCAGGUGGAGCUGCAAGCGGGCUCCAUAGAGCUGGGAAUCAUCGCUCCAAAAAGCCAGGACUCCCGGCGGCCGAUCCCUACCAUCCUGGCGAUUUCAAGAGGCGAGCAACGUCAUAUCGCAAAGCUUUUCCGAGCUCUGCGCGCGGAAGAACACGGAUGGCAACUGCUGGUGCCAAUGCGCACGGCGAACAGUCCUGACUUCUUUGAGCCGGCCGGCCAGACUAUCUUGGAGCAGCUUAUGAAGGCUGUGCUGGAGGAUCGAGAGAGUGACAUCAGCCCCUUUGGAGCCAUGAGCAAUGUGUUCCACCUCGUGGGCAUCAGCCAUGGUGCGGCUGCCUUGCUGUCCUUGGCCUGCAGAGUCCCCGAGCAAGUUGGCUCCCUGACGCUCAUCCAGGGUUUUCUGCCGCAGCUUUGCGAGGUCCAGGCCCUCAGAAACAUGGAGAAUAUCCAUUUCUACGUCGGCGAUCAGGAUGAACUUGGCCAUCGCGAGUAUCUCCGAGGCAUCAAGGAAUCCCUCAAGGAAGCGGGCGGCCGCGCCCACACACAUGUCGUCAAGGGUGCAAGCCAUUAUGACAUUGACAAGUUCAUGGACUUGGAGGAUCUCUGGAAGCGACUGGAGCUGGCUCGAUGA